Messenger RNA from Lasiosphaeria miniovina, 1226 nucleotides. RefSeq lists its product as uncharacterized. The coding region runs from base 1 to 900 and encodes 299 amino acids. The transcript is spliced from 3 exons. Lineage: Eukaryota; Fungi; Ascomycota; Sordariomycetes; Sordariales; Lasiosphaeriaceae. The record is from RefSeq and is a predicted model, not a curated record.
AUGGAAACCAUCAACAACAUGGCGUCAGCUGCCGCCAACAAGAUCUGGGGCACUCCUGAAUCCAAGGAAGAGCCAAUCUCGGGCCGCUCCGGCAACGUCGGAAAGGGAGAGCCUUAUGACGCCGAGCACAAGGAGUACACCGACGACGCUCCUAGCACGCCGUCCAAAGAGACGCCAGCCCCGACAACAUCAUCAACUAGCAAAUUGCACUCCGAGCUCCCAACCCACGCCGCCGUGCUGUCCGAUAUGCAGCCCAAGGACCCCAACCCGACCACGGUCAAGGACUCGUCCGUGGCCACCGCCGGCGACAGCACCAAGGCGCAGAACGACGUGCGCGAUCCCGCGGACCCUGCCACGCACCACGACAAGGCCGCCGCCAAGGAGAACGUCGACGACACCACCGACGGGCUCGACGUCGGCGACAACCCGGACAAGCUCGACGGGCCCGGCCCGCGCCCGCUCGAGGACGUGGCUAGGGACAACGGCGGAGACGCCGCCAAGGCCUCCCGGUCAGACACUAAAGUAGCAACCGACGCAGACAGCAGCGAAGACGGCCCCCAGAGUACCAGCCACGGCGAGGGCACCGGCGAGCAGUAUGUCAAGUCGUCCGGGCUCAAGGCCGACGGCGGCAACUUUGACGCGUCGGUCCCUGGCGCCGGCCGCGAGGCAGACCGCCUCCUCGAGGAGAAAGGCGUGCACAAGGACGGCCCCAACGGCGGCAUCGUCCCGAACACCAACGACUAUAGCGGCAGCACUGCCACGCCCGCCGUGCACACCAAUGGCUCGGCCGCCCACCCCAGCGGCUCCUCUCCUACCUCACCGACCAAGGAGAAGACUAGUCUCAAGACCAAGAUCAAGGCUAAGCUGCACAUACAUUCGUCAUCUUCGACGGCGGAGUAGGUCUAUCUCUUUUUUUGUUAAGAAGGCUUAAAGAGGGGGGGGGGGUUGCGUUCCUAUUAAUUAAAUAGGGAUUUGUGUUUCGAAUAGGUCUAGGUCAUGAGCAAUGGACGAGGAGUUAGUUUUUUCUUCUGUCCUUCUGGCAUGAUCCUGCGCUGUGUAUUAUUACUAUUGCUCUUAGUGAAUGCGAAUAGGGGAACCAAGUCUUUAAAAACAAGGGUACUCACGUGAGACCGUCGUCACGUCGUGUGGUUUGUUCCUGUGGGUUGAAGGGAGAGAUGUUGAAAAAAAAGGAAUAAUUGAGUUUGGCCUAAAAGCUACCUACCUAC